Messenger RNA from Lathyrus sativus (Indian pea), 888 nucleotides. The record is from the annotation of a GenBank genome assembly. Lineage: Eukaryota; Viridiplantae; Streptophyta; Magnoliopsida; Fabales; Fabaceae.
AUGUCUGAGAUGAUUAAUGUUUCAACCAUUAAGCUUUUCGGGAGAACGAUAUUUCUAACACACAACACUGACGUCUUUACCAAUGAUUCUUCUCAACACAAUUCCACUAAACUAGAUGAUCAAAUUGAUAUAUCACAAGACAAAUCUCCAAAGAAACCAGACAUAACUGUUCCAUGUCCAAGAUGCAAAAGCACGGACACAAAAUUCCGCUACUACAACAACUUGAAAGCCAAACAGCCCAGACACUUCUGCAAAAACUGCCAGAGAUACUGGACUUCUGGAGGUACCGCCAGAAAGAUGCUUGUAGGAGCAGGUCGCCGUAAGAACAAGUUCACUAAUUUUCCACUAGAUGUCUUGCAUUAUUCUCAAAUGAGUAAUGUCUUGACCUUUGGAUCAAAUUCUUCUGACAAAAACUUGAAUGUGGGAUCAUAUGAUGAAACAUUUGAUAAGAGUUAUCAAAGUUUUUCUGAACAGUGUCCGUGGAACCCUGCAAUGUGUUAUCCUAAUAAAGCACACUAUGGUGGUUUGUUGCAACCAUUAUGGAAUGUUCAAUCUGUGCAAACACAAUCUUGUGGCCUAAGUAAACCUACAGAUGGAGACAUGAUGAUUCAUCCCAACUCAGAGCAUGAAAAACUUCGCUUAAAAAGUAACAACAAAGAAGGUAAUGAUACUAAUGAAGAAUUGGUUCCUACGUUACUAAGAUUUGACGACCCUAAUGAUGUUGUAAUGAGUUCUAUAUGGUCAACAAUAGGAAUCGAGAACGCGACAGGAAUUUUCAAGGGAUUUGGAUCUAAUGACAAGAACCAUUUGGUUGAAGCAUCUUCAUCAGUUUUGAAAGUUAACCCUGCAGUUUUACCAAGGUCUAUUGUGUUUCAUGUGAUGAUUUGA